Colias croceus (clouded yellow) is the source of this 1193-nucleotide messenger RNA. RefSeq lists its product as uncharacterized. NCBI's taxonomy places the organism in Eukaryota, Metazoa, Arthropoda, Insecta, Lepidoptera, Pieridae. The record is from RefSeq and is a predicted model, not a curated record. Bases 221 to 1138 code for a protein of 305 amino acids. The transcript has 2 exons.
GCGUUGAGAGAGAACUGGAUCUGUUACGAGUCAGGACAAAGACCUAUCGAACGGUCAUUUCCUUCGGCACUGCCCCCUGGACCUAGCGGAAAGUUGUAUAAAACCGCAUAUAAAUACGUGAACUUGAUAUUUGCUUACACUUUUCCGAGCGCCACUGAAUAGGGCACUUUCCUUGAGCGUUUUCCGAGCUAUGUGAUUUCGUCUACAACAAGAACAUAUCAUGGCAAAAAAGGAAAUUUAUAUCUUCCUCGCUUUCGCCGCGUUGGCAUUCGCUACUGAGGCGGAGGACUCUGAGCAGAAGAAGCGUGGUGCAGGUAAAGCUAAUGCUUUAAAUGCAAUACCAACAGGAGCCCAGAAGCCAGAGUAUACAUACAGCAUAUAUUCCCAAAAUACUGGCGUACAGAGCAAUCCUAGUCAGACAUACCAGAGUCAAGUGUCGAAUUCUUUCUAUCCUAACCAAGCCCCUAGUCAAUACUAUUCUUCGGGAAACUCAGCUGAAUCCAAUUCUGUAAAUGUACAACAACAAACCAAUAAUGCGCCCCAACAAACACAUUUCUCACAACUUAAUUAUGUACCGAACUCAGCGUAUCAGCAAAAGUAUCAAAUCAUACCUUCAAAGCCCAGUAACAAUGUGCAUUUAGCCGUUUUACAACAGCCAACUCCUUAUCCGACAUCGUCCUUAUUGCAUUAUCCACAAAUGCAAAUUCUUACAACAAAUCCCGCUUCUCAUAUAAGUCCACAUGGUUCUAUUUUGAGUGGGAUAACACCGCACAGCCACUUCAAUUUUCCACACUAUCAGUUACCGGCCUUUGGAAAUCCCUUCUUAACUCAUCCUUCUACAAUGGUAUUUGUUCCUCAAAUUAAUCCCAACCUAUAUAGUAACCUGGCCUAUACAAGUCCAUCACAGGGAGUUGUUAAUUUUUAUUCGGGGUCCACGCAAGCAAAGCAGAGUUAUCCGUCUAGUUUGUCAAUUUCAUCUUCUAAUGAAUAUGAAAAGCAACAUGGAGCAGUGCCUCAAUCAAGUGUGUCGAAAGAAGAUAAUGAUUUAAGUCUUCCAAGUGAUUAUAUUACUUCAGAUGUUAAUAAUGCUUACAAAAACGCGUAUAGUACAGGUCGCAAUUCAUAUACAAAGAUAUAGAUUUAUAUUCAGCCAAAAACAUUUAAUGCUCUAUUGUUUUACAUUAAGUUAUGAA